UAUGUCAAUGAAAGGGCUCAAUUUUCUAAUCAAGAUGCUCUGUUCAUCGGUGGAAGAUCAGCAAGUCACCGGUGCUCGUGCACUGACUGCAUUGGCUAACAGAGCAACGUAUCUUAUUCCCGAUGAAUCAGCUGCCUCAUCUUCAACUUCCAAGGUCAUUCUCGGGGAGCAAUAUGUGAACAAUCCUGUGAUGUCUGAUGUUACCUUUUUGAUCGAAGGCAAAAGAUUAUACGCUCACCGAAUGUGCUCACUCUCCUCAGAUGCAUUUCGUGCUAUGUUCGACAGGAAUUAUCGAGUUCCUUUAUGCGGGAUCGGUGGAUAUCACAAUCACCAUGGCAUAUGAUGUCCUGGUAGCCGCCGAUCAAUAUCUCCUCAAGGAACUCAAGGAGAAGUGCGAGCAGGUCUUUGCACAGAAUCUGUCAACUGAAAAUGCCUUGUCUACAUACCACAUGGCCGAAGCCCUGAAUGCAAACUUCUCUACCCGAACCUAUUUCUUGUUAUGGUUCAGCUUUCUCGUCAUCUCCCGUGCUGAUCAGUUUUCCUUUUUGAUGCGCAAUUGAUUCUUUCAGGUCCUCUGAAUUGGUCCAACGCAUAACACCCAUUAUUCAGGUUUACUUUGCCAAAGCACUAGUCCCGCCCAACCACCCGUCUCCUGGCAAUGUAGUCCUAAGAAAGGUGCUUAAGUGCAGUCUUAGGAUCAAUCAUCGCUUAUGCUUGAGCCAAUGGCUGGGGCCAUCUUCUCAUGCUGUGAAGCAAAAGGAAGCAUUUGUGCUCUGCUCUUUCGGGAGAUUCGGUCUUCCAUCCUUGAGUAAAUAAUAGGUCUAUUCAGUAACCGGGACAGAAUGAUUAGCCCCGUUUAGAUUUCGUUGCCUGUGCUGUUUUUGACGUUCUGGUCUCUAUUAGAUUCCUAGGGGCAGAAUUGUAUAUGUAAGCAUGCAGAAUUGUAUAUGCAAGCAUCACGGGCUCGAGGUGCCACUGUAGAAAAGCAACUCCAGAUACCCAGGCCGG
Punica granatum (pomegranate) is the source of this 1008-nucleotide messenger RNA. NCBI's taxonomy places the organism in Eukaryota, Viridiplantae, Streptophyta, Magnoliopsida, Myrtales, Lythraceae. The record is from RefSeq and is a predicted model, not a curated record.